This is a messenger RNA of Fukomys damarensis (Damara mole-rat), 1389 nucleotides long. RefSeq names its product insulin induced gene 2 (gene Insig2). Gene Ontology annotation, cellular component: endoplasmic reticulum; SREBP-SCAP-Insig complex. NCBI's taxonomy places the organism in Eukaryota, Metazoa, Chordata, Mammalia, Rodentia, Bathyergidae. The record is from RefSeq and is a predicted model, not a curated record. Bases 605 to 1282 code for a protein of 225 amino acids. Gene Ontology annotation, biological process: SREBP-SCAP complex retention in endoplasmic reticulum; SREBP signaling pathway; cellular response to insulin stimulus. The transcript is spliced from 6 exons.
ACGCACAAUGAUAUGGAGAGCCAGGGUCGUUAGCGGCAGAAACCUGGCCGCCCGCCCUCCAAGGCGGGCAAAACUUUUGGCUCCGAGAUAACAGACGCAGAGAGCUACGCCUCACCCAAGAGUGCGUGUGUCAAGGCACGACUCUCUUACUCCGCCCACAGGGUCUGGGCACUCGUCACCAUCCACCACUGCCUGUCAGCCGGCAACAGCUGAGCGCGCAGCCUUCCAUCCCUACAGUUCACGCCUCCCGCCAGCAGCCCUCUUCCAGGAGACCGGAAGCCCUCCUACCCCGGCUCCCUAGUCCGCCGGCUUGUGCCCGCGGAAACCGGAAGCUCCUUUGCCCCGACCGCCGGUGCUCCGCGCCGAGGCCGCACAGGCGCAGUGGACCUCGGGCGGAGUUGUGGGCGGGGAGGAGGAAGAGGCAGAGGGGGGACGGGGGCCGGUCUCAGAAGAUGGCGGAGGCGGGGGAUUUCUGGUAGUCCCCCUUUAGGACAAGAUGUAGUACUGUUGAAACAUUGGUCUGCUUUGAUUCACAGACAGUUGAUCUUUGCAGCUGGGAAGCCUUUCCUUUUUUAUUUUUUCAGCUUACUGAACUUAUGAAACCAUGGCAGAAGGAGAGACGGAGUCACCUGGGCCCAAAAAGUGUGGCCCGUAUAUCUCAUCUGUCACUAGCCAGAGUAUGAACUUGGUGAUUCGAGGAGUAGUGUUGUUUUUUAUUGGAGUAUUUCUUGCUUUAGUGUUAAAUUUGCUCCAGAUUCAGAGAAAUGUGACGCUGUUUCCACCUGAUGUGAUUGCAAGCAUCUUUUCUUCGGCAUGGUGGGUACCACCGUGCUGUGGCACAGCUUCAGCUGUGAUUGGGUUAUUAUACCCCUGCAUUGACAGGCAUCUAGGAGAACCACAUAAAUUUAAAAGAGAGUGGUCCAGUGUAAUGCGGUGCGUAGCUGUCUUUGUUGGUAUAAAUCAUGCCAGUGCUAAAGUGGAUUUUGACAACAACAUACAGUUGUCUCUCACACUGGCUGCACUCUCCAUUGGACUCUGGUGGACUUUUGAUAGAUCUAGAAGUGGUUUUGGCCUUGGAGUCGGAAUUGCUUUCUUGGCAACUGUGGUCACUCAACUGCUAGUCUAUAACGGUGUUUAUCAGUAUACAUCUCCAGAUUUUCUCUAUGUUCGUUCCUGGCUACCAUGUAUAUUUUUUGCUGGAGGCAUAACAAUGGGAAACAUUGGUCGACAACUGGCAAUGUAUGAAUGUAAAGUUAUUGCAGAAAAAUCUCAUCAGGAUUGAAGAAGGCAAAAAUAUAUCUUUUGUACAGAAAAACAAGGAAAGGGCAUGUUAAUUAUAUCAACAAAACUUUGGACUGUAAAACUUUGGACUGUAAAAUUGCCAGGAUG